AUGUCGAAUCUCUCUAAACUUGAAUUUGUAGCCCUUGAUAUAUCGGGAAAAAGCUACAUGUCUUGGGUGCUUGAUGCUGAAGUUCAUCUUGAUGCGAUGGGUCUGCCAGACACCAUCAAGGACAAAAAUCAAGCAUCAAACCAAGACCGUGCCAAAGCAAUGAUAUUCCUACGCCAUCACCUUGACGAGAGCCUGAAAAUGGAAUAUCUUACUCAGCAAUAUCGAGAGAUGGGAUUCAAAAAGUAUUCUGAACUUAUCUCACAUCUUCUUGUAGCUGAGCAACAUAAUGGGAUAUUAAUGAAAAACCAUGAAAGCCGACCUACUGGUUCAUGUCCAUUCCCUGAAGUGAAUGAGACGAACUUCCACCAAGCUAAGCGUGGAAGAGGUCGUGGCCCCAGUUGUGGUCAUGGCCGUGAUCAUGGAAGAAACUUUAAUAAUGGUAAUAAUAAUGCACCAAAGAACCCUCCUCGUCACCAUCAGUGGAAAAGAAAGGAACAAAAGCAUGAAGUGGUGCAAGCACCAACUGCAGAAAAUGCAUGCUAUAGAUGUGGAGGAAAAGGGCACUGGUCACGUACUUGUCGUACGCCAAAGCACCUGGUCGAGCUUUAUCAAGCCUCCGUAAAGAAGACAGAGAAAAAUGCCGAAGCAAAUUUUAUUUCUGAAGAUAAUUUAUAUUUCAUGCAUUUGGAUGUGACUGAUUAA
Molecule: messenger RNA, 702 nt
Organism: Nicotiana attenuata
Lineage: Eukaryota; Viridiplantae; Streptophyta; Magnoliopsida; Solanales; Solanaceae
Exons: 2
Coding region: 1-702 (233 amino acids)
Molecular function (GO): nucleic acid binding; zinc ion binding
Source: RefSeq, a predicted model, not a curated record